This is a messenger RNA of Aphanomyces invadans, 1055 nucleotides long. RefSeq lists its product as hypothetical. The transcript has a single exon. Lineage: Eukaryota; Oomycota; Saprolegniomycetes; Saprolegniales; Verrucalvaceae. The coding region runs from base 7 to 903 and encodes 298 amino acids. The record is from RefSeq and is a predicted model, not a curated record.
GCCAGCAUGACCGAGUCCACGGCACCUAAUGGCGGCAUCGCGAAGUGCAUGAACGAACCCCCGAUCGAACCAGGUCAUGAUGCAGCGCCUGAGAUAGAGAUCAGGAAGAAUGCUGUUCGAGAGGAGCCUUCUCCACCAAAGAAGAAGGUUCGACGAUACAAGAAGAAGACGUCGGACCGAGGGGAGUACGUGAAAAUGUCAAAGAAGGAGAAGGAGGCUGAAGCGCGAGAAAAGCGACAGUACUUUGACUACCUUGAGGCAGAAGAGCUGCAGGAAUACCAAUACAUGGCCAUCAUCAAGGAGCAAUUGCUCAAGGAGGCACAUCCCGACGUUGCUCUCACCAAGCCGGCGAAGAGAGCACAAAAGAAGAAGGCGUCCAGGACAAAGGCGGCACCACGUUCCAAGACAAAGAAAAAGCGACCUCGCAUCGACAAUGGAAGCAGCGAUUGGGAAGAUGGAGAUCAUUUCCGCGUGGAUGACUCGGAUGACGUUGUGGUUGUCAAUGUCGUUCCUUCGCAGCCAAAGUCUGCAUUCCCCAUCUGCAUUAACGACGACGAAGAUGCAAUGAGCUCAAAACGUACGCGAAAGCAACGUCCCCAACAAGCGCAAACACAAACCUCUGUGGCGACCACAGUCUCCGAGCAACUUCAAAGGCCAACGCAGUUCCGUGUCGGUGUCGUCAAGAAGUCGUAUCACCACUCGCAUAAAAUCUCGUUUGAGCUGACUGAGGAGGAAUACUCCGUCCUUCUGAACAACGUGAGCCUGCCAAAAUGCCCUGGAGUUGCUGGCAUUCUCAAGGGACAGUUCCCACCUGCGCCCUCCGAAUCGCUCUGCCCCACUUGCCACUCCAUGAUGUUUUUGUACCAUUGCCAGCAAUCCAUCAUCAAUCCACCGACAACAUAACGAAGGCCACUUUAUAAACGAACACAACUAAGACAUGUAGCACCAUGGCCACGUCAUCCCGUCUCCCCUGCGACGAUGCAGCGCAGCGCAUUUGCGAAAGUGAACUUAAGACGAGACGAAAGGCACGAAUGAUGGCGCUGCGGACACCGAAU